Messenger RNA from Tauraco erythrolophus (red-crested turaco), 516 nucleotides. RefSeq names its product interleukin 6 (gene IL6). Lineage: Eukaryota; Metazoa; Chordata; Aves; Musophagiformes; Musophagidae. Gene Ontology annotation, cellular component: extracellular region; interleukin-6 receptor complex. Gene Ontology annotation, molecular function: cytokine activity; interleukin-6 receptor binding. The record is from RefSeq and is a predicted model, not a curated record. Gene Ontology annotation, biological process: positive regulation of receptor signaling pathway via JAK-STAT; cell differentiation; immune response.
CCGGCCGAGGUGCGACGAAACCUCUCGGUGUCUCCCCAGAUGUGCGAGAAGUUUACCGUCUGCGAGAACAGCAUGGAAAUGCUCCUCCAGAACAACCUCAACCUCCCCAAGGUGACGGAGGAAGACGGGUGUCUGCUCACCGGCUUCGAUGAGGAUAAAUGCUUGAGGAAAAUCUCCAGCGGGCUUUAUACAUUUCAGACGUAUCUCGAAUACGUAAAAAAAACUUUUACUAGUGAAAAGCAAAACGUCGAAUCGCUGUGCUAUAGCACAGAGCACCUGGCAGGUACCAUAAGACAAAUGGUGAUCAAUCCCGAUGAAGUAAUCAUCCCAGACUCAGCUACCAAGGAAUCUCUCCACGAAAAGCUGAAGUCCGAUAAGACCUGGAUAGAGAAAAUCACCACUCACCUCAUCCUCCGCGACUUUACUUCGUUUAUGGAGAAAACUGUGAGGGCCGUUCGCUAUUUGAAAAAUACCAGGAGUAUCAGUGUCUGAAUGUUUUAAUUCAGGCACAAUCCU